UUAUUUAUCCGUUUUCAGACAAUUUUAAGUCAAAAUUAUUCAAAGAUCAUUUUGUCUUAUUUUGCACAUAUUCCUGAAUCUGUGAGAAAUUUGAGUGGAUGGAUGAAGUCCUGUGUAACCUGAUAUUUGCUUGGUUAAGUGGUUUUAGUCUAGAUUCUAAUCUGGCUGUUUUCAGCAGUGGCUUCUGGGAACCAGAGCGAAUUCUGUCUCCCACCCACAUUUUACGAAACACCUGAUCUGGUGGACACUCCUUCUGCACAACAUCAGACCAAUUCACCUGCUCGACUUUCUGUGAAGACUUGUUGGGUAAGGGACCGGCCGCAUAUCUGGAGAAUAAAACCUAAACGUUGGAGACGAUAAACAUAGUUGGAUGAGAAAUCUAGAGGGAAACCCACCUGCAGAGGCCUAAAGAUGAAGAUCAGAGUGGUCCAAAUCUGGGGAUUUUUAAUGACUGUGUUAGGCUGGGUUUUUGUGGCCUGCACUAUGGCUAUGGAGGGCUGGAAGAUAGCCUCAGUAGGUGGAAUGGGUGGUUCGUCCAUCAUUAAAGUGGCAUGGCACUGGUCCAGCUUAUGGAGAAAAUGUUUCACCGAUUCAACUGCAGUCACCAACUGCUAUGAUUUCCCUGCGCUGUGGUCUGUGGACGGGUAUGUUCAAAUAGUGCGAGGCCUACUGAUGGGAGCUCUUUCUCUGGGUAUGCUGGGGUUCAUACUCAGCCUGCUUGGUAUGGAAUGCACCUAUAUUGGGGGUAAAGACCCUUCAAAGUACAAGAAGAUCUUUAUAGGUGGAUUGUGUCACAUCAUCAGUGGUGCAUUGUCCACAUGUGGGUAUGCCAUGUAUUCAGAGUACGUCAUAAUCAAAAACUUCGAUUCUAACCUGACUGGACUCGAGUAUAGCCUUGGCACGCCGAUGUUCCUUGGCUGGGUGGGCUCGGCCUUUCACAUGACUGGUGGCUUUUUCUAUCUGUGGUCCGUGUGCAAGCCGCUCUGUGGAAGAGGAGAAAGGGUAAUUAAGGUAAAACCACAGCCAGACCAGGAGACAAAUAAGCCCACCACAGCUUCUUCUGCUGUAUCUGAGGUCACCUCCAAUACCACACUGUCGUCCAUCUCUGAGCUGUCGUCCCAGUCCGAGCGUUCGAAUGUAUCCUCGUCUUCCAAAUCGGCACACACGUCCAAAUCUGGGGGCACGGCCAGGUCGGGACGGACCCCCAGAUCAAAUGGAACCUCUGAAUAUGGUUCAGGAUCCAGAUCAGGAUCUGAGUUCCAGUCAGGCCGGUCCUUAGAGUCCAGCCUGUUUACUUUGUCGGAAUCAAGGAGCAGCAGUCGGAGCAGUUGGAACAGCGGCAGCAGUCAAAGCAGCAGUCACAGCAGUCAAAGCAGCCACACAGUGUCCUCGCUGUCUGGUAGUUUGAGAAGCGGAGCUACACCGUUUGUGAAAACGUCCUACAUUUGAACCGAUAAAUUAAAAUGUCGAAUGUCACAAUUACUAUGUAAACGACUCUGCGAAUGUUUCUGACAUAAAGCCAAAUUCUGAUUAAGUUACGAGAUGCAAGCUAACUGAAUCAUUAGCUUAUGAAUGUUAGCCGUUUUAUGUUAAGCAAUUGUCUUUGAUGAGUUGAGUUUUAUUUUAAUGCAUUUACUUGUAAUCUGAGACAUCUGGUAGCUUAAAAAAAAACACUAAAAAAACCCCACUAAAACAAAGGGUUAAUUCAAGCGUAAAAGCUAGUUAGCUGUAGCCAAACUAGCUAAUUUGGCUAGCUAAACUAGCACAUUUGACGGCUGCUAGCGGUUUGGCUACAGCUGCUAGCUAGGCCAAAAAUUGUUUGGCCUUCCCUUGACUUUUUAAUAGUAAGUUCCCUUUAUGUACUGACAAAUUGUUAAUUUUUCAGUCACAAAUACAACAAAAAUUUCUCUUGAUGUCACAAAUCCAAUUGUGUAAGUCAGAGCGUUCCUACAAGCAGGGUCCAAUAUGGCUGCCGCACAUACAGAAGGGGAAGCUGCCUACACGAGUAAUUACACUUCUUAUUGCAAGAUCCAAGCUGAAUAAUUAGGUCAAGAAAUUCAAUAUUAACCUCUUUAUAAUUGAAAACAUGUCUGUUCAAAAUCCAUAUAUUAAGCUAUUUUUUGUGUUUCUUCUGCAAACUUUAACAUGCUAACUCAAUAGACUGUAUUUGUGCUGUAAAUAAAAUAUUUUUUUGUUGAAAACAUUUUAUUUGAAAAUCUCAUGAUGUUACACUGACUGCUUAUAACUAUUCCACAUAACCCCAAUUGAAAACCAGUAAAUCGAUUACUCCAAUGAAAAUUACACCUGUUGAAAUUGAAUGUAAAAAACUUUACUAGUGAAUGUUUUGUAGUAAUAAAAUCUAAAGAUUGAUAUAAGUGUUUGUUGACG
This is a messenger RNA of Poecilia reticulata (guppy), 2388 nucleotides long. It is a transcript of the gene cldn10e, whose product is annotated as claudin 10e. NCBI's taxonomy places the organism in Eukaryota, Metazoa, Chordata, Actinopteri, Cyprinodontiformes, Poeciliidae. Gene Ontology annotation, cellular component: membrane; bicellular tight junction. Gene Ontology annotation, molecular function: structural molecule activity. The record is from RefSeq and is a predicted model, not a curated record.